AUGUCUGAUGAGCUUGACCCCGAUAAUGUCCUCGGGGCUUCUGCUGAUACCCAAAGUAAGGACAUCGAUGAAACUAACCAAGAUCUCUUGGGUCCUAAGAAAUCUACUUCCACGAGGAGAAAGUUGUAUGUUUUAAACGAGGAUGUUCUACUAUCCAGUAAAGGUUAUCCCGACUUGUUAAGACAGUGUCAGAAUUUCAAGUUCAAGAAGAGAAAACCCUACAAAGAAUUUACCAGAUCCUAUCAUAUGGAAAACAUGGAAAAGCUACUACAAAUGUACCAAUUAUGGGGCCAUCAAGUUUAUCCCAGAGCAAACUUCAACGAUUUUACCAAAGUAUGUGCAAGAGCCUCAAACAGACCAAGAGUGAAAAGGUGGAGAGUUCAAACGACAAAAGAUGAAAUCAAUAGAAAGUUCUACAAUGAAACUGGUCAAUUUGAUGAUAUACUGGUGGAAAAUGGUGAGAAAGAUGAACUACCAGUCAGAGAGUCUACACCAGGGGAAACUACAGUGUUUUCUAAUACAGAACCACAGGACAGUACACUAAAUACCCACCUUUUUGUUGAUGACGAUGACGACGACAUUUAUACAACAAUGCCAUCCAAUUCUACGUCUACGUCUGCAUCAAAGGACCCUACUCACGAAGAAAUGCUAGACAUCGACGAACCCACAGUCCAGAACCAGGAACUGGAUUUCCAGGACGAAUUAGAAGCCAUGAGAGAAAUGGGAAUGUAA
Molecule: messenger RNA, 732 nt
Organism: Komagataella phaffii GS115
Lineage: Eukaryota; Fungi; Ascomycota; Pichiomycetes; Pichiales; Pichiaceae
Exons: 1
Coding region: 1-732 (243 amino acids)
Biological process (GO): replication fork arrest; DNA damage response; replication fork processing
Cellular component (GO): replication fork protection complex; nucleus
Molecular function (GO): DNA binding
Source: RefSeq, a predicted model, not a curated record